AUGACACAAAUCGAUGAAUAUUUGGAUGGAGGAGGUAUUGAAUUUGAAUGUCCCCGAGAAAAUGUUCCCGCAGUCGCAUGGAAACAGCCAAACAUUACAGACCAUGGAAAGACUAAAAUAGACGAUUUACAUUACGAUACUAUUUUUGGAAGAAAAGGAAAGGUUCGUAAGCCUAAGGAAAUUGACCCAACUGUCGUAAUAACAGACAAUGGGAAAGUCCGCCUGAAUAGAAUCAACUAUGAUUAUUUGUUUAAAGAUCAGGGCCAUACCAAGAAAGAGGAAAAACCGAAAUCGUUUGGCAAAGUACCUUACUAUGGACAAGCAAACAUCAUUGCGUCUUUCAAAACCUCCAGGAAACUCGGUGAAAUUUCCAAAAUUUGGCCAAUAUCAGGCGACAGGGCUUGGGUGAAUUCCUAUGGAGAUACGCAUCUCACUCUUAUCAACAAGAAAGGGGAACGACUAAAUGCUACGCCCGACUUUAACCAUAGGAUAUGGGACUUCGUUAUCAACAGUAAAGGGCGGAUGCUGCUCACAGUCGAUCAUAGUGCUCAUAUCCAUGCAAUAUUUUCCAAUGGGGAGCUUAGUCUAGCUGGGAACUUUCCUGGAUACCAGCCGUACGGUAUUUGUGUAAUGCCGGACGGCGACAUCCUUAUUUGCAUCCGGCCUUUGGUGGGAACUAAGGGCCCUGCGCGGUUAGUAACUAUAAAUGUAAAUGGAGAUGUUUUACAAUACUUCGACACGCACCAGGAUAAUACGCCUUUGUUUAUGGACCCCUACAGUGUAGUAAGUACCAGCAAUGGUAAGAUGUUCAUUCGAGAUGGUGCAACAAAAGUCGUUGCCAUAGACAUCAAAGGUACACACCUGUACACGUGGACAGGAAACAGCUUCGAUAGCGAGGAAGACUUUCUUCCGUCUUGUUUAAUAUCAGACUCACAUGGUUCGCUUAUUGUUUCAUCACGUGAUGCAAACAAGGUGUAUAUUCUACCAAUAGACGGUAAGGGACUACGAUGUCUGCUAGACGCGUCUCAUGGGUUAGAACAACCUCUGGGGAUGGGUAUUGACGGUGAAGGACACCUCUGGGUUUCGUGCAAGGGCAGGCGAAUACACAUUGUCAAGUAUAUUCAUUUAUGA
Messenger RNA from Pecten maximus, 1131 nucleotides. RefSeq lists its product as uncharacterized. NCBI's taxonomy places the organism in Eukaryota, Metazoa, Mollusca, Bivalvia, Pectinida, Pectinidae. The record is from RefSeq and is a predicted model, not a curated record. The transcript is spliced from 2 exons. Bases 1 to 1131 code for a protein of 376 amino acids.